Molecule: messenger RNA, 1112 nt
Organism: Oryzias melastigma (Indian medaka)
Lineage: Eukaryota; Metazoa; Chordata; Actinopteri; Beloniformes; Adrianichthyidae
Gene: sumo2a
Product: small ubiquitin like modifier 2a
Exons: 4
Coding region: 131-421 (96 amino acids)
Biological process (GO): protein sumoylation
Cellular component (GO): nucleus
Molecular function (GO): protein tag activity; ubiquitin-like protein ligase binding
Source: RefSeq, a predicted model, not a curated record
UGAGAGUUGUAGAUGCGGCAGCCUGGUUUGCAUAAACUGCAGCCGUCGCAAAGAGGUUCUCCACAGUGCGCAAGCGCAGUUGAUCAGGCGCAAACAGACCACACUAGCCCCAGCAGCAGCAGCAGCAGCGAUGGCAGACGAAAAGCCCAAGGAAGGAGUGAAGACUGAGAACAACGAGCACAUCAACCUGAAGGUGGCGGGGCAGGAUGGCUCAGUGGUGCAGUUCAAGAUUAAAAGGCACACUCCUCUCAGCAAACUGAUGAAAGCCUAUUGUGAGCGGCAGGGACUGUCUAUGAGACAAAUACGAUUUCGAUUUGAUGGACAGCCCAUCAAUGAAACAGACACACCUUCCCAGCUAGAAAUGGAGGAUGAAGAUACGAUUGAUGUGUUCCAACAGCAGACUGGAGGUUUUCCCCUUUAGACUGUUUCCUCUCAACAUCCCACCUCCCUUUUUGUCCCUGACCAUCUUUGUUAUACUAAGUCUUCAGAUGUUCAUCACCAGUGUUGAUACCAUCCAGUGGAGUGUUUGUACAAAAUGCUGACAGGCAGCAAGAAAAAAAUUCAUGACUAGACUUUUAUCACAAUGACUGAUAUGUCUGAAUUGUGCAGUGUAGACAACUCGUAGGCUGCAGUGAGUCUAAUGUGCUGAUAAUAUUAAAAGCUUGACAUAAGUUUUUUUUUUUUUUUUUUGACCAACUCACAAGAGCUGGGAAGAAUUCCACGGUUUUUGUUUUUAUACUUAUGUCACUGGAGAUUUGACUCAUUUUGUCAUUAAGUACUCCCUUGUUUUAAAUUCACUGUCUGUUGUUGUUAUGAGAAUGUAUUGUUGGAAAUAAAUAAGUUUUGUUUUCUUUUUUUUUAAAUUGCGUUUUGGGAUUUUCUGCUGGAUAUUUACUCUCUUUAAGUUGCUUAGAUUCCGUUUCAUUAUUGUAAUAAAACUGUUAAAACUUUAACAGCAAGAGAAGCUUUCCGUCCAGUGAUGAGUAACCUGACAAACUAUUUAUUUUCCUUUUUAAUACUGAACCUUUUUUAAGAGGUGCUCUCUGAUGGCAGUGACUGUCUUCAUUUAUUCUAGUCUGAAGCAAAAUGUAUAUUAAAUCUAUUUCAUGCCA